AUGCCACAGUACCAAGCGUCUCUGUCCACGCCCCACCUCACACCCGAAUCCUUCGCCGAAGUUUGUGACCACUUUGAUCGCCGUUACUGCCAAUCUCGGCUCGGCAGCACUCUUCGUCAACGCUGGAAGCUACGCCAGCGAACAGCAUUGCAGGUCUUUAGUGGUACAUUUGGAGGAUUCACUGUAGGGCCGGGGUAUCGGUAUUUGCAAAUUGUCCGGUCACUAGCCGAGGAUAAUGCAGGGCGGGAUGGUGAUAUGGCGGAGCUUUUGGGAGGCUUCUCGUUUGAAGAGAGGACAAGAGGGAACCAGGGUGGGGAUGAAGGUGAAGGGGGGGAUGAUGAGAUGAUGAGAGCGGAGGAGGACGACCAGGAGGCCAUCGUGACUAUGCCACCUCAGGACACAGCACCCCGGCACGGACAAGUGGUAUAUGAAAUCCACUACCACCCGACCUACUCAGCACCUUGUCUAUGGUUCAAUCUCCACGGACUGCCCGACGGCGAGAACCCUCUCAGCAUCGACACGGUGUUUUCACGGCUGGUUCCCUCACAGUACUGGCCCGGCUUGCAGGGCGGCAUUGGUGGUAUCUCGAUGGACCAUCACCCCGUCACAGGCGAACCUUCAUUUUUCGUCCACCCGUGCUAUCUCGCCGACGCCAUGGACGGGUUUCCCGACCUCACAGAACAAAACUACCUGGUCAGGUGGCUCGGCUUAGUGGGUGGUUGCGUCGGGCUGUGGGUGCCAAUGCAGAUGAUCGUCGACUCCGAGCCCGAGGAGAAAUGGUCAUAG
Molecule: messenger RNA, 786 nt
Organism: Dichotomopilus funicola
Lineage: Eukaryota; Fungi; Ascomycota; Sordariomycetes; Sordariales; Chaetomiaceae
Product: E2-like conjugating enzyme atg10
Exons: 3
Coding region: 1-786 (261 amino acids)
Biological process (GO): protein modification by small protein conjugation; macroautophagy; protein lipidation
Cellular component (GO): intracellular anatomical structure
Molecular function (GO): Atg12 transferase activity
Source: RefSeq, a predicted model, not a curated record